AUGAUCAAAAACGGUCACCACGCCACGGACGACCAACAGGACGAAGCCGGUUGCAGUAAGCCGGGUAGUUCAGUGCGCAGCCCGGAGAAAAGGAAGCGCGUCGUCCGGUUGUGGUGUGACGGUUGUUAUGACAUGGUACACUAUGGUCACUCCAACCAGCUACGGCAGGCCAAAGCCAUGGGAGAUUACCUCAUAGCUGGAGUCCAUACAGAUGCGGAGAUUUCCAAACACAAAGGUCCUCCAGUCUUCACUCAGGAAGAACGCUACAAAAUGGUACGGGCAAUCAAGUGGGUGGAUGAGAUAGUAGAAGGAGCACCUUACGUCACCACCCUGGAGACUCUGGAUAAAUACAACUGUGACUCCUGUGUGCAUGGAGAUGACAUCACGCUGACUGUAGAUGGCAAAGACACAUAUGAAGAGGUGAAGCGUGCAGGCCGGUACCGGGAAUGUAGACGCACACAGGGUGUCUCCACCACUGACCUGGUGGGACGUAUGCUUCUCAUGACCAAAGCCCAUCACAGCAACAUGGAUAACCCAGAUUACCAGCAGCAUACAGACAACUUUGGAAAGGGUCCUAAAGGCCACAGUCCCUGGACAGGAGUGUCUCAGUUCCUCCAGACGUCCCAGAAAAUCAUCCAGUUUGCCUCAGGAAAGGAGCCGCAGCCUGGAGACACCAUCAUCUAUGUGGCUGGAGCAUUUGACCUCUUCCACAUCGGCCAUGUUGACUUUCUAGAGAUGGUGUAUAAACAGGCAGAGAGGCCCUACGUCAUCGUAGGUCUGCACUUUGAUCAGGAAGUGAAUCGGUACAAGGGGAAGAACUAUCCAAUCAUGAACAUCCACGAGAGAACGCUGAGUGUCUUGGCCUGUCGGUACGUGUCGGAGGUGGUGAUCGGUGCACCCUAUGCAGUGGGCAAAGACCUGCUGGAUCACUUUAAGGUCGAUCUGGUGUGCCAUGGUAAGACGGAGGUGUUUUCUGACAAGGAUGGGUCAGACCCUUACGCGGAGCCUAAGAAGAGAGGGAUAUUCAGGACCAUCGACAGUGGAAACAACCUCACCACUGAUGACAUUGUCCAGAGGAUCAUUGAAAACAGGCUGCAGUUUGAAGCCAGGAACCAGAAAAAGGAGGCCAAGGAGAUGGCGGUGAUUGAGGCAAUGAAGAAGAGAGACCAGCAGGAGCAGAGUGAAGCUGCAGCCCAGACUGCUCACUAGUGAGACCUCCAGCCUGGGCCCAACUGGUUCUGUGUCUGAUCUACUCCUAGUACUCAGCUUUAAAGAGGGUGGACACAACUGACCCAGACAGAUGUUGUCCUAAACCAGGCCUGGCUUUGGAUAAAAUGACCCCGGUUUCCCUUUUGGUCUCUAGUAGUCCACUGGGUGCAGAAUCCUGCUUUUAACAUUUGGUGAGGCAGUGUGUCCCACACACUGCUGGGUUAGCUCCUCUCAGCUCUCUUGUAUAUGGACUACUCCAGCCUAAAUGGGAUUAGAUUAGAUCUGCCUUGACAAGAACACAAAGAAUCCAAACACAUAACACAUACUAUGACUUUUAACCAACAAAAUCCCUUUACACAUCUCAUCCUCCACAGACAACUUUAUUUUUAUCUUCUUUCAUGUUGUACGUAUGAUUGUGUCCAUGAAUUUACACACUGCGUGUCCCUGUAUAGGUGUUUAAACUGGUAUAUUAAGUUUGUAAUUAUCCAUAAUUUAUUGACAAAAUGUUAACAUCAUUGUUAGUUAUGUUUUUAGAUUUUAAACCAAAUUAGUUUUUAAUGAUCAGUCUUAGAGGUGGUAGCAGUAAGGUUGAAUAUUUUUAAUACAUUUAGAAAAUGUAGAUUAAUUUCAAUUUCUGUGUUUUUGUCUUGCCUAAAAAAAACAUAAUUUCUACGUUAAAUCAUCCGUGAAGUAGUCUUCUAAUUUUAACUCUGGAUUUUAACUGCCUGAAUUUGCACCGAACG
Seriola dumerili (greater amberjack) is the source of this 1952-nucleotide messenger RNA. RefSeq names its product ethanolamine-phosphate cytidylyltransferase-like (gene pcyt2). The transcript is spliced from 12 exons. NCBI's taxonomy places the organism in Eukaryota, Metazoa, Chordata, Actinopteri, Carangiformes, Carangidae. Gene Ontology annotation, cellular component: cytoplasm. Gene Ontology annotation, molecular function: ethanolamine-phosphate cytidylyltransferase activity. Bases 1 to 1209 code for a protein of 402 amino acids. The record is from RefSeq and is a predicted model, not a curated record. Gene Ontology annotation, biological process: phosphatidylethanolamine biosynthetic process.